GGAAAAACUUUGAGGUUGAUAUUAAAAAUAAUGAAAGGACUAAAGAGAUGGAGUCAACCAUUAGGUCUGUUUGCAUCAUGUUAAGGAGAAUUUGAAGAGUUUAAAAAAUGUUUUAUAAAUGUAAUGGAUAAUAAUAAAAAAUGAAAUAGGCAAGUGAUUUAUAGUACAGAUAGGAGGACAUAGAUACAUUUAGAUAUGAAAAUGAUAUAACAAUAAUAAGAAAUGGUGAAUAGGAUAAUAAUAUAAUCUAGCCAUUUUUAGAUUGGAAACAUUUUCCAUUGGGAAUACCAGAAUUUGAGUAACCAACAGCAAUAUAAUCAGAAGGUAUUUGAAGAAUACAUAUAGUUAUACCAAUAAUAUUAUCUGGUAGAAAUGCAUUAGCCAUAGCCUAGACAGGAUCAGGUAAGACUUUAGCAUAUUUGUUACCUGCUUUAGUACAUUUAGAAUAACAUUCUAUGAUGAUAAAAGAGUCUCCAUAACCAAAAUUACUUAUUUUAGUACCAACGAGAGAAUUGGGUGUAUAAAUAUAUGAUUAAUUACUUUAAUUAAUUGAAUAUUAUUAUGGAAAUAAGAAAUAGAAUGAAAAAGAGAAUGGUCCUAAUUUAUUGAAUCUUAAAAUUGUAUGUAUUUAUGGUGGUAAUCCAAAUAAAAAAUAAUAAGUGGAAUUGAUUUAAAAAGGAGUUCAUGUUAUUGUAGCAACUCCAGGUAGAUUAACAGAAUUAAUAGAAGAGGGAAUGGUUGAUUUAAAUAAGAUUACAAUGCUUAUAUUAGAUGAAGCUGAUAGAAUGUUGGAUAUGGGAUUCGAACCUUAAGUAAGAGAUAUUGUAUCUACAAUAAGAGAAGAUAGAUAAACUAUAUUGUUAUCAGCAACGUGGCCUAAUGAAGUUUACUAAUUAUCAAAGGAAUUUUGUUACAAUCCUAUAUUAGUUAAAAUUGGAAAGGGUGCACCAAUCACAUAAAAAAUUAUAUGUACUGCAUAAAAAGAAAAGUUAAAUGUUUUAAUGAAUGUUUUAGAUGAUUUAAUUUAUACUGAUAAAGUAUUAAUAUUUGCUGAAACUAAAAAGAGAUGUGAAGAUCUUAGUUAAAGUCUUACUAAAUAAGGUUAUUUCUGUAUCUCACUUCAUGGUGAUAAAUCAUAAGAUUAAAGAGAUGCUAUUAUGAAAUAAUUUAAAGAUUCUAAUACCAGAUUAAUAUGUGCAACUGAUAUUGCAUCAAGAGGAUUAGAUGUUAAAGAUAUUACUGUUGUUGUUAAUUAUGAUUUUCCUAAAUCUUUUGAUGAUUAUAUUCAUAGAAUUGGUAGAACUGGUAGAGCAGGAGCACAUGGAAGAAGUUUCUCACUUUUAUCUUAUGAAAAGGAUGAAGGAAUUCUUGCUGAUUAAAUCAUAACUUAUCUUAACUCUUGUAAUUAAGAACUUAAUAAAUAAUUAUUAGAAUUUAAAGAUAAAGCUUAGAAAAUUAAGUAAGAAAAAUAAUAAUUAAAACUUUAAUAAUAUAUAGAUAAUACUAAUAAUUCAACCUCUAUUUAUCCACCUAAUAAUUUUGGAUAACCUUCACAUCUUAAAGAUAAUAAUUCAAAUCCCUCCGAAAAUAAAUAAUCAUAUCACAAUUAUCACAAAAAACCUUAUCAUAAACAUAGUCGUAGUGAAUACAAUUAAGAUCGUAAUCAUGAUUAACCAUAAUUACAUUAAUAAUAUCAAAAUUAUAAUAUGGAUUUUUUAAAUAAAUAGUCAUCCGAUCAAAAAUCAUUACCAAACUAACCAUAAUAAUAAUUAUUUCAAUCUAAAAAAAAUUAAAUUGAUUCACGAUAAUUUAAAAUCUCAGAUGCAGAUCUAAACAAACCAUCAGAAAAUUCAUAAGAAUUAGAUCUUAAAAACUAUAAAUUUUUGCCUUAGUCUUAAGAAGAAGGUAAGACUAAUCCAUUUCCAAAUAAAAGACUUAAUGAAUAAGAUUCAAAUUUAAAAUCAUAUAAUAUAGACUUUAGAAAUGAUACUGAUCAUUAAAAUAAAAGAAAUAAUAAUAAGGAAUCUUAAUUUUAUAAUGAUAAAUAUAAUAAUCAAUUCAAAUAUGACAGAUCUCAAAAUAAUGAAAAAAACAAUAUUAACAAUUAAAGAAAUCUCAACCAUAAUAAUGAUAGACCUGUUAAUAAUUAUGAUAGAAAUAAUAAUGAAAGAAAUACAUUCGAUAGAAACAAAAACGAGAGAAACUAUAUUGAUAGAAAUAAUAAUGAAAAAGAUUUAGUAGAUUAAACUAAUAAUGAACGAUUUAAUAAUGAAAGGAAUAAUAAUCAAAGAAGUAAUAAUGAACGAUUUAAUAAUGAAAGGUUCAAUAAUGAAAAAUAAAAUAAUGAAAGAUUUAAUAAUGAAAAAUAAAAUAAUGAAAGAAAUAUCAAUAAUCAUAAUCAUAAUCAUAAUAAUUUUGACAGAAAAAAUAAUGAAAGGAAUUUUAAUAAAGACAAAACCAAUAAUCAUAAUAAUUUUGACAGAAACAAUAAUGAAAGAAAUUUUAAUAAUUCAAUACCUACCAGAAAUUUUACAGGAGUAAAUGAUAAAAAUUUUAAUGAAGAAAUUUUUAAUACCAAUGAAAAAUAAUCAAAUAACAACUAGCAAAUCAAUCAAAUUCAAAAUGAUAGAGUGUUUAAUACAGAAAAGAUUCAAAAUUAUGAUUAUAACUUUGAAAACGAUGACAAAAAUUAAGCUAAAUACAAAGGAUUUUCAAAAUAAGAUAAUACAAAUUAUCAAAAUAUGAAGGGUUAAUAAAAAUGA
Messenger RNA from Paramecium sonneborni, 2762 nucleotides. Lineage: Eukaryota; Ciliophora; Oligohymenophorea; Peniculida; Parameciidae. The record is from the annotation of a GenBank genome assembly.